UUCGGGAUUGGGCCCGUGUUUUCUUCGCGGCUUCGCUUUUAGCUAAGUUGCUAAAUACUUUCCGAGGAAGACCGCUAACGUUUCUGGGUUAGCUAGCUAAGAUCUCAACGUAUACUUUUACAUGGAAUAUUUUAUACAUUUUAUUGUUUUUUUAAUGGUAGGGGUUGAAUGGUUAAACGGUUCAAUAUCUGUAUGUCAUGUUUAAGUGAUGAUGCGUUGAGAAUUAAAAGAGAAGAAGAAGGAGAAGAAGAAACAAUGAAAAGAAUUUAAAACUGAAUUGAUUUAGAAAGGAGCGCGCGACCGACCGGGAGAUUUUUUUUUAUCCAGUUAGCUAGCAGGCUAGUUGAGAAACUGGCCUAGCUAGUUAGCUAGGUUGUUUUUUUACGUGAAUACAUUGUUGAUUUUAUUUGCUGUCAGGGUGUGAGUUUGUUUUAUUUUCGUCCUGUGUUUUAUCAUCUCGAUGGCGCCGCAGAAAUACACGGGUCAGGUGGUGAGCGCUUCUGCGGGCGGCAGGACGAGUGGAGCGGUGUGUGUCUCCGCCGUCAACUCGGUGAAAAAGCCCAAAAUGGAGCAGAUCCAGGCCGACCACGAGCUCUUCCUGCAGGCCUUCGAGAAGCCUACGCAAAUAUACAGAUUUCUGCGCACGAGGAACCUAAUUGCUCCGAUUCUGCUACACAGAUGUCUCACGUUCAUGUCCCACAGAAACUCUCGUACAAACACCAACAGGAAAGCUUUUAAAGUGGACAACCUGUUGGCAAAGGUCGAGAAGAUGAAAGGUGAUCAGGAGUCACACAGUUUAUCAUCACACCUGCAGCUCACCUUUACUGGAUUCUUUUAUAAAAACGAUAAGCCAUGUCAAAACUCAGAAAACGAGCAAAACUCGGUUUCUCUCGAGGUGCUACUCGUCAAAGUCUGCCAUAAAAAGCGAAAGGAUGUCAGCUGCCCCAUAAAGCAAGUGCCUACAGGGAAGAAGCAGGUGCCUUUGAACCCGGAUGUGAAGCAGACGAAGCCGGCGUCAUUCCCCACGCUACUCGUGUCCAGCACCGAGUUCGAGCCCAGCAACAGCCACAUGGUGAAGUCCUACUCACUGCUGUUUCGAGUGUCCCGGCCUGGAAAAACACACUCCAGCGCUUACGUCAACGGAGAGACAGAUGAGAACAUGGAUGUGAAGGAGGACCUAUCGAGCAGGAAGAAAAGGGGCGUGUCUCACCGUGAUGACGAGGGAAACGCCACGGAGACGUUCGUCGCACAGAUGACCGUGUUUGAUAAGAACAGGCGUCUGCAGCUGCUGGAUGGUGAAUACGAAGUGUCGAUGCAGCAGAUAGAAGACUGUCCUGUCAGUAAGAAAAGAGCCACCUGGGAAACCAUCCUGGAUGGAAAGAGGUUGCCUCCGUUUGAAACGUUCUCUCAGGGACCAACUCUACAGUUCACACUACGCUGGACCGGUGACCCAAACGACCCCUCGACGGCUCCUGUAGCUAAACCGCUGUCCACACGCAACUCUGACACCAGCGGCCCUGAAAUUCGCACUCCCACCCUCAGAUCUGCCCCUGCGGGUAAAGUACAAAUUAAUACCAUAACUGUUAUUAUAAGUGUGUUUAAAAAAAAAAGCAGAUUAUAUAGCAGUUUCUGUGCUCAUAAAAAAGUAGUGAAAGACUCGGUGAACAGCAGCAGUACAGGCGGAGGUGGAGGUUGUGGAGGUGGAGGUGGUGUUCAGACAAGGAGAGAGCAGACCGUCUCUGAGCCCAGACAGAAGCUCCGCAUUUUCUAUCAGUUUCUGUACAACAAUAACACGCGGCAGCAGACAGAGGCCCGUGACGACCUGCACUGUCCCUGGUGCACGCUGAACUGCCAGAAGCUCUACAGCCUCCUCAAGCACCUCAAACUCUCACACAGCCGCUUCAUCUUCAACUACGUGCCUCAUCCCAAAGGGGCGAGGAUAGACGUGUCCAUAAACGAGUGUUACGACGGCUCGUACGUAGGGAAUCCUCAGGACAUCCACAGCCAGCCAGGAUUCGCCUUCAGCCGCAAUGGCCCCGUCAAGAGGACCGCCGUCACACACAUCCUCGUCUGCAGGCCCAAGCGCACGAAGCCAAGCCUCUCAGAAUUCCUGGAGUCGGAGGACGGAGAGCCAGAGCAGCAGAGGACGUACGUGAGUGGACACAACCGCCUGUACUUCCACAGCGACAGUUGCAUGCCGCUGCGCCCUCAGGAAAUGGACGUGGACAGUGAAGAUGAGAGAGACCCCGAGUGGCUGAGAGAGAAAACUUCCACACAAAUUGAAGAGUUCACAGACGUCAACGAAGGAGAAAAGGAGGUGAUGAAGUUGUGGAACCUCCAUGUCAUGAAGCAUGGGUUUAUAGCAGAUAACCAGAUGAACCAGGCCAUCAUGCUGUUUGUGGAGAACUGUGGUCCUCACAUCGCACACAGGAACCUGUGGCGCAACUUCCUGCUUCACCUGGUCAGCAUGCACGACUUCAACCUGGUCACCACAGCGACCAUCGACCGGGCCCUGACACGGCUACGGGAGAUCCAGGCCGAGCUGCCCAAGCCGGAGGAGAGUGCCUGUAAUGGCCAUGCCGUCUCAUCGGGGUUCUCCCUGCACGGCAAGCGCACCAAGAGUGGCGUCACUGACUGAACGCCUUCGGAUCUCCAAAAAUCAGCUCCGCUGUGGUUCAGCACCGAAUCAUUACGACCCCGGGUGGGGGUAGGGGACUGCUAGAGUGGUUAAUUCUAGAUCUAGACCUAAAGAGUCGUUGGAUUCACACACCGCCUGCUGCUAGGAAUCAUCACAACUUUGACUAGGGAUGGGAUUUCCAGAAUCAAAACAUCUAGAAAUAAAUGUUUUAUAACUGAAACUAAAACAUUUUGGGCCAUUCAAAAAAAAAAAUCAAUCUUUGAAUGAUUUAAGAAAUCAUAGAAACAGUUGGGUCUUGGGGGAUUUUUUGUUGUUUUUUUUUUGUUGUAUUUUGCUUUUCUAGAUUUCACUGAAAUUUCUGCAGCUGUUGGUAAAGGUGCAGCCUUCUCAGCCAGUCACACAAGACCAGCUCAUAUUCUGGGAUUUGAAAGUGGAAUUUCUUCUCUGAUUCCAGAAAACGCUUAAACUUUUGUUUUUUGAAAUAGAAUUCAUAAGCUUUGAGAACUUAAGGGUUGAAAAUUUGAGGCCAGCGCUUGAAAAGACUGGAGGUUGUAUUUUUAUGAUACUAGAAAAGUGCUGAAACUAUUUGGUUUUCUGGACCUAACUGAAGCUGAUGAUCUCUUAACAGCUGGUUAAAAUUCAGUGUUACAUUCUGAAAAUUAGCACAGCCCUAGGGUUUGAGAAAUCACUUCUGAAAUUUCCAGAAAAGAUUUUUUAUUUCCAGAAAGUGUUUUUUUUACUUCUAAAUUUAAAACAUUUAGAAAUAAAACUUUUAGAGUUGAAGCUAAAAUUAUUGAGUCAAUCAAGCAAAUUCCGCAAUAUUCUGAGGAGCUUGCAGUUUUUCAAAAUUACAACAGAUUUUCUGCAGAUUUGGGCCGAGACGUGUCGUGACGUCAUCACAACAUCUUCGAUUCACGUACGUCGAACAUGAGUACAGUUUAAAAGGUCUCAUUUACCAAGAAACAUCACUCUGAAAGAGUGUGCAAAGAAAAGCACGAAAACUCCGCAAAUUGCAUCGCAGAUUUGGAAAAAAGCCGCAGUAAAAUCAAGCGUUUUUUUGCUGCAACAAUCACAAAACAUCUGUACGGGCUGAUUAUAGUCUAAGACUAGAUGCUGACAUUCUAAAAACUAAAAAUAAUCCAUCAGUUUUCUGUGCAAAUCUAGAAAGCAUUCUUUUAUUUUUGUUUUGUCUUUUCUCCAGAUUUGAACAGAAAAACAUACCAUUUUCUGUACCAUUUCCUUCCACCCAACUUCUAGAAUGCUUUACAAUUUAAUUUUCUUUUUCGUGAGAAUGAUUUUCUUAAAGGUGGAGAAUCUUCCAGCGCUCACAGACAACACGCAGCCAGGCAGCUUGAGAUUUCACUAGGACGUCAAUUUCUCCUCAAUUCUAUGAAGGGUUUCUUUCUGGUAUUCUAGUGAAGAAAAAAAAGAGGUAGAUGAUUGACAGCACAGCGGCAGAGAACAUUGUGUGUGCAGCCCUGAACGACUCUUAUUUGUUUGUCUAGAGUUUACAAACAAAUUGUACAGUUCUGAUCCAGAGCCGAGUUGAUUUUAGAGAAGAUUUUGUAACAAAAUGACGUUUUAGACUGAAACACCAGUUUUAAGGACUGAAGCAGUUUUUUGCGCCUUUUUUUGUUUUGUCUGUUUUUUUGUAUCACACACAACACUGAGACUCCAUUUCUGUUUGUUUGGGUUAUGUUUAGUUUGUUUUCUCUGUGCGUUUGUCUCCAGAUUCCUUUCUGUCGUUAUAAUUAACUCUAGAAAGGACAAUCUGACAGUCCUGGGUUUUUUUUUGUUUUGUUUUUUUUACAGUCCGUUAGCAAUUCACUUGUUUAGUGUGUUUUUUUUUUUGUUUGUUUGUUUUUUUCUUGACACAGAAACUAUCUUUUUAUUAUUUUUAUUACGACGUCCUCUCUGAGUGCGGCACUUUGCCUCCGUCUCAGCAUUAUUAAUUAAUUACUUAAUUAAUCAGCAAUAUGAUCCGAGCUCUCGUUUGUAUUUUUGCCUUUACGGUUGGUUAAAGGUGCACGAGGAACAAAAUCCCAAAAUUGGACUGCUUUUAGAAAUUAACAAGUGGAUGGAUGGAUGAAAAGAGGGGCGGAGCAUCAUGACGUCGUCCCUCAGGUUAUUUUUUUUCUCACAAACAACCGAACACAAAGCUAGAAUAGUUUGAUAAUCUGAUGAUCAGGAUGUUAAGCUCAAUUCCGGUGAAUAAGUGUGUCGUACUUUAUAAAAUGCCAAAGCACUCAGUUUUGUUUCGUUUUCCCCUUCACUCAGUAUACAGUGUAUAUUUCAAAUUGUAAACGAAAAAAUUUCAUAGGUUUCCCUGUAACGUGGAAAUAUGACAAAUUAAAAAUGUUUUAAAUGGAAA
Molecule: messenger RNA, 5009 nt
Organism: Ictalurus punctatus (channel catfish)
Lineage: Eukaryota; Metazoa; Chordata; Actinopteri; Siluriformes; Ictaluridae
Gene: suz12b
Product: SUZ12 polycomb repressive complex 2 subunit b
Exons: 15
Coding region: 461-2638 (725 amino acids)
Cellular component (GO): ESC/E(Z) complex; nucleus
Molecular function (GO): chromatin DNA binding
Source: RefSeq, a predicted model, not a curated record